Camellia sinensis is the source of this 834-nucleotide messenger RNA. NCBI's taxonomy places the organism in Eukaryota, Viridiplantae, Streptophyta, Magnoliopsida, Ericales, Theaceae. The record is from RefSeq and is a predicted model, not a curated record.
AUGAGCUGGAUUUACUAUGCAUUUAGAGGCCAUGAGGUGUACCAAACACCGUUCAAGGAGGGGACUAAGGAGGCCCAGGUUUCAGAUUGCAAUCUCCAGCUCCCAAACAUGGCAGAAGAUGAUUUCUCUGUGAUGAAGAACUGGGUUUCAAGGAAUUAUUACCCUGCAAGUCAUGCAUUGGACAAUGGGGUUGAAUCUGGGUCUCCAUGGAGGGAAAGAAAAGAGGGUCUGAGAAGCUUGAUCAGAAGCAGGUUGUCCAUAGGAAGUCCAUUGAUACAUUUGGACAGAGGACUUCACAGUAUAGAGGUGUCACAAGGGGGUUAUGAUAUGGAAGCAAAGGCUGCAAGAGCUUAUGAUUUAGCUGCACUCAAGUAUUGGGGCCCUUCGACCCAUAUCAAUUUUCCGCUGGAAAACUAUCAACAAGAACUUGAACAUAUGAAGAACAUGACCAGACAAGAAUAUGUUGCUCACUUAAGAAGAAAAAGCAGUGGCUUCUCAAGGGGUGCUUCAAUGUACAGAGGAGUCACAAGACAUCAUCAACAUGGACGCUGGCAAGCUCGGAUAGGCAGAGUUGCAGGAAACAAGGACCUUUAUCUAGGGACAUUCAGCACCCAAGAGGAAGCUGCUGAGGCCUAUGACAUAGCAGCAAUAAAAUUUCACGGGGUUAGUGCUGUCACUAACUUUGACUUAAUGGGUAUUGUGUAUUCAUUUUGUAUUUUGUAGUUUCUGUCAAUGAAGUUAGCUUCUGUGAAUCCAAGGUUGGAAUUUAACAUGGAUAGUCUCUUGUCAAAAGAUGUGAGUAUAGAAACUUGUAAAAUCAAUUUCUUUUAUCUA